This is a messenger RNA of Stylophora pistillata, 2881 nucleotides long. Its product is annotated as b(0,+)-type amino acid transporter 1. The record is from RefSeq and is a predicted model, not a curated record. Gene Ontology annotation, cellular component: membrane. Gene Ontology annotation, biological process: amino acid transmembrane transport. Gene Ontology annotation, molecular function: L-amino acid transmembrane transporter activity. NCBI's taxonomy places the organism in Eukaryota, Metazoa, Cnidaria, Anthozoa, Scleractinia, Pocilloporidae.
UUUUUUUCUUUUUCUAUUUGUUGUUUUUUUUUUUGCAGUUAGAAUUUUGUAACAUUUUAGUUUGUGCGCGGAUGAAAGUGAAUAUUGAUAUUAGCGCAAUUUAAGUUAAUUUGUAAUAAUAAUAAUAAUAAUAAUAAUAAUAAUAAUAAUAAAGUAGUCAUCCUCUCGAUAGAGAUGUCUUGAAGCGAUUGCAUUCCGAAUCCAACGCUUUUCGACCUUGAAACUGUUUAGAGGCACUUACCUGACUUUACCUUGCACUUAACAGGAUUGACAAUGUGAGAAAUGCGCAAAACAUUUAUUUUUCCCUUUUUGUCAAAUUAUCUUUAAAAAAGAAACACUUAACUUGAAGACGCUAGACACAUGACCAAGUGGAUAAUGAACGGUGGAUCAGAGAGCACCACUUCCUCUGAUUCCAAUUUUGUGACACGCAUUUGUUUCUAAGUAGUCUAAAGUUUAACUCCACCGUGUUUUGCGAAAUGCCAGCCAGUUGGAAAUCAUUUACAACAGUUCGCGUACGUUAGAGUGGGUCGCGUGACCAAGUGCGUUAACAUCUCAAAAUUCUUAACUUUUGGUUUUAAGUGCUUCAGUCUUCUCUUUUCUCGACUGAGCGGUAUCACAUGCUUGCCACGUUAGAAAAGAAAACGCAUGAUCUUUUUCUGUUAAAAGCCAACAGGAAACGUGAGCAGAUGGUAAAAAGUGCACGUGGACAGUUUUUGUUUUGAUCUUGAGGCUUUUGUCUUUCUCGUGACUCGAUUCACUACUGUGACUCCGCUGUUGUGGAGAACGUCAUCCGCGAUAAUCGUUCUUAAUUACAUGGUCUAAAUCUGUCUACUUCUAGACUUACUUUCUGAAUCUGUUCAGUACAAGUUCUAGACAUACAAAAGUGCGACUCCGUUAUAAGUUAAGUUACAAGUUUUUUUCCCGUUCUGUAGGGGCGAUACAAAUUGUAAGUUUGCUACGAGCUCAUUAGAUCAACGAUGUUUACUUGAAACAGGAUGAAUCAUUGAGUCAAAGUAAAUCAUGGCGUCAUCGGAAUCUCCUGAAAAUCUCCUUGUGGGCUAUGACGACCGAGAUAGCGAGCCCGACGAGGAAAGUCUCGAAGAAAACCCGAUUUCUCUAAAACGUUCUUUGGGAAUUCCAGGUGGAAUUGCUUUUCUCAUCGGCACGAUCAUCGGCUCAGGUAUCUUUGCGACACCGAAAUGGGUGCUGUUUUACACCGGUUCAGUUGGAAUGUCCCUCGUGAUGUGGGCUUUCUGCGGGGUGAUUUCUCUAUUUGGAGCACUCUGCUACUGCGAGUUAGGAACUUUAAUCCCAAAAUCGGGCGGCGAGUACCAAUAUCUGCUGAAGGCUUAUGGACCUCUUCCAGCUUUCAUGUACUCGUGGAUGCUCGUGUUGUUUAUGAGGCCGGCGAGUCAGAUCAUGGUCCUCUUAGUGUUUGGUGCCUACACCGUAGAGGCAUUUUCGCCGGGUUGUAGAAGUCGAGAAGAGUUUGUUCCGCUCAUUAAGUUACUAGCAGCUGCAGCCUUAGGCGUUAUCACCUUCGUCAACUGCGCAAGCGUGAAGUGGGCCACUCGAAUUCAGAUUUUUUUCACUGGGGCCAAGAUGAUCGCCAUUUUUAUGGUGGUAUUCACAGGAAUUGUUCGCUUAGCACAAGGCUAUACUGAUGCCUUUGAAAACGCAUUUAACGGAACUAGUCCAGAGAUAGGGAAAUUUGCGUUCGCUUUUUACAAUGGACUCUUCUCCUACGAUGGGUGGAACCAGCUGAAUUAUGUUACAGAGGAAAUAAAGAAUCCUAAUAGGAAUCUCCCGCUCACCAUUUUCAUUGGUAUGCCUCUUGUGACAGCGUCCUACUUGUUGGUGGUCACUGGAUACCUUACGGUGCUUACACCACAUGAAUUUCUAACUACUGAUGCAGUUGCUGUGACCCUAGCAAACCGGUUAUACGGAGUCAUGGCUUGGAGUAUCCCGAUACUUGUCGCUUGUUCUACGUUUGGUGCAGCCAAUGGCGGUGCCUUCUCAGGAGGGAGAGUGGCUUUCGCUGCCGCAAGAGAAGGUCAUCUUCCUCGCUUUCUCGCCAUGAUUCAUACCAAAACAAGAACCCCUCUUCCUGGGCUGAUAUUCUCUAGUGUCAUUUCAUGUGUGAUGAUUAUACCUGACUCCUCGUCCUUUGAAGUGUUGUUAAACUAUAUGGGAUUUUUCACCUGGUUCGGUUUUUUACUUUCAAUCUAAAGUAUCAUUUGGCUGAGGUACAAAGAACCUGAGGUCAGGCGACCAUUCAAGGUAUGGUUAGGAAUUCCCAUAUUCAUGGUUGUGGUUUCAGCAUACCUAGUAAUUGCGCCCUUUUAUGCGGCACCGUUACAAUCAUUUUAUUGUAUCCUGUUUGUUUUUGCUGCAAUUCCAUUUUACUUGGUGUUUGUUCGAUAUAAAGUGGUUCCACGGCAUUUCCUUCUCUUUGUUGAUCGUAUAACUUAUAAGCUACAAGCAAUCUGUGACGUGGCGCUUCCUGUGGAGGAAAGAGACAUUGAAGAAUCCACGUCACUUAUAAGCCAAAUGUCUGACUAGAAACAUAUCAAUCAAAGAAAAGGAGGAAAGUUUCCUUGUAAUUAGAUCUAAAAUUGACGGAAAGGAGAAACUAAGAAGUUGUUACCUUGGUCUAACACAUAAUUCUCGAAACUAGUUUACAGAGAAGAGUGUAGAGGGGAAAAUUAACAAUCAGAUCUUGGGAGUUAUAGCGUUAAAUACUUGUUGGAAAUUGGACACAAACAGAAAAAAAAAAAAAAUCAAACAAAUAAAAUAACUUCAGAAUUUUCAUUUUCAACAGAAUUUUAAAAGAUUCAGCACAAAACAUGGUAUAAAUACCCCAAAACAAAAUCAAUAACAA